Clunio marinus is the source of this 5461-nucleotide messenger RNA. The record is from the annotation of a GenBank genome assembly. Lineage: Eukaryota; Metazoa; Arthropoda; Insecta; Diptera; Chironomidae.
GGUGCAAAAUGGCGAGUGACUUGAAUAAAGAGACUUAGAUGUAAAAUUUUGAUUCAAUGUAACAUUGUGGGGAUUAGUGAGUUGUGUUAAAGUUGUUCAUUUAGUGAGUUGGUACUUAUCAAGGUUUGAUGAUGGAAAUAAAUUCUAGACAAAAGAUAUUCUUGGAAAUUGUUUGAUUUGCGAUAAUUUUUAAUUUCAAAAAAAGACCUUCAAUCAUCCAAUAGUCUCAGAAUAAUAAGUCAAUGUUCAAAAGAAAAAAAAGUCGGAAGUGUCAGAGAAUCAAGUGAAGUUUGAUUUAAGUUUUUGUCCCUUGAAGAUCUAUUAUUUCAAUGUUGUUUUAAGUUAUCACCUAACAUUUAAUAAGCAAAAAUGACACAAAAUCCUUUUCAACCUUGGAAGCAAAAUUUUACUCUUUCUAAUCAAUUUUAUCGCAAAAAUGACACCGACUCUUCGUCGACAUUCAAUAAGGUGAAAGCUAAUGAAGCUGGGCCAUCAGUUUCCAACAUGAGUAUUUUAUCGCAGCAAUUGGACAUGAGCAAUGAUUCGCAAUCGUAUCAGACAUCUGUCACUUCUUCUAACAACAUAAAUCAUCAGACUGAGAUAGAUCAGCUGCAACCAGUGAAUAAAUCGUCUCAGUGUAACUCAAAAUUUUCAAUUUUUUCGCAAUUAUUAAAUUUGAAUAAAAUAAACGCGUUCGAUAACUUGCUGCUGAAUGCUUCAAUCAGUUUGGACGACGAGGAAUUGAACAAUGACAAGCGUCGAGGAAUCAGGAAAUUAAUGGAACAAGCUAUAAGCAGCGAUGAAGCUAAACAGCAAAUUACAUUUAUUUUGGAGAAAAUAUCGACAUUACGACCAACUGAAAAAUUACUACUCUAUCUUAAAAUGCCUGGUGGACAUUCUGAAGUUGACCCAUUAAAACAGUCUCAAAAUCCUCUUGGAUCACGUUCUGAAAUAUCACAUACAAUCAAUUGGGUACGAUCACAUUUGGAACACGAUGAAAAAGUGUCCAUACCCAAGCAAGAAGUUUAUGAAGAUUAUGUGCAAUUCUGUGGAAAAAUCAACAUUAAGCCUCUGUCAACAGCAGACUUUGGAAAAGUCAUGAAGCAAGUCUUUCCUGAUAUUAGACCACGUCGUUUGGGUACACGUGGACAUUCUCGGUAUUGUUAUGCCGCUAUGAGAAAGGCAACUAAGCUUCAACCGCCACUGCUUCCUGAUUUAUCGACAUCAAAUGAAUCAAAUGGAAGUGGUCAUGGAAGUGAACAUGCAACUUGGAAUAUCAUUAAAAGCUGGUCAGAAAAACUUUUAAAUGCUCAAUUUGAGUCUGCUGAUGAUCUUGCAUCACACAUAUCGCAACACAAUCUGAACAUGCAUUCAACUUCUACCUCAAAACAACUUCUACAUAAGAAGCUCAUGCAACGCGAGCUCAAAGAUAAACGAAGAGCUAGUCAACCAUCAAAGAAGCGUCGCAAAAAGCGAAGACAGUCAACUGAAUCACCUGAUACUCUUCAAGAAAAUGAUGAACUUUUUGAUGCAAACUUACAAAUUAAACAAGAAAAAGAAACAGAUGGAAGUGCCGUGGAAAAUAAUUUUACUGAUGAAUCAUCCGAUGUGCCGAUGAACCUCAGUUCAGAACAAGCGCGACGAGAUCAACAAAUUAAUCCCAUCACAGUACAAUAUCAAAAUGAUGUCAAUGAUAUAUUCAAAAGUAAAGAAGAACCGAAAACAAAAAUGUUAUUGUCGUCAGAAUUGAAUGACGAAGAACAUAAUGACAAUCAAUAUGUUCUUUGUAAGAAAGUUCGCCAAGCACAACAACUUAAAAUGACAGCAACAACGUCAAUGCCUGGCAAUUCAUUGCAUGAUAAUAACGUGAAUGUUGCAUCGCCAAUUGUGAGCAGCUCUGAGAUUUUACAUGAGAUGCUUAUGCCAUCAAAGAUUCCGGCGAAAAGAAAGUCGAGAAAGGAAGAAAACUUGAUGAGUUUGAAGAAGGGAAGAUAUCAAGAAAAAGUUGACAUCAGUGAACAUUCAACGCCAUCGCCUUUGAAUAAUGUUGAGCCCAAUGAUCUUGUUGUAAAGAAAGAUGAUUUGAAAGAGGAUUUUAUUCUUCCACGUGAGCGUUUUAUUAGCAUUUGCAACAUGGAUAGAAAUGCUCUUGACACAUAUUUAAAUCCUAACGAAGAGAACUCGCAAGAUCUCGAGCUGUUGCAAUAUUUUGGUGAAGACAAGAACAAAAUUGCUAAUUGCAUUGAAGAUGAUUUGGGAGGCGAAGAAGCAGCGAAUGUUUCCUUGAUGGAAAAUUCUUAUCAUCACAACACUGAAGAAAAUCCCAUUGAGAGAAAUUCUGAGAAAUUGUCACAGCUUCGUUCGAUGUUAGAAGAAAAGUAUAACAACGCUUGCAAUAUAACAAACAGUGAAUCCGUAAUCAGAAGCUUAUUACAAAAAAGUUAUCAGCAACCUUCAAAUGACUUGAACGAUAACGAUCAAAUGAAUGCUUACAAUACGACUUCAGUAUCAACAAAUGUUGUUACACGUCAUGCUACAACAUCAAGUAACAACAUGCCUCAAUGUGUCCGAUCAGUUUCAAGUGAUGCGACACUUGGCAACAAUAUUUUAUUACAUUCGCCAAACACUCGUCGAAAGAACUUCAGCUUCGUUCCAAUUCCAUCUCAAUCGAUGCGACCAAAAAAUAUUAACUUACAUCCAGCAUUCAAGGGUGACACACUUUCGAGUCCUUUCGUAAGUCCAAGGGCAACGCCACUCAACAGACGAGUGAAUCCUUUAUUAAAUAUUAGAAAUCCUAAUAUGAUUGAUGCGAAAUCAGUUCCUGUUUUGGGUAUAAGCAACACGGCUUUCUGUCGGCCACAUCAAUUCAAAAUGGAACCAGCUUCGGCACCGCAAAGUCCUUCAAUGCUUCAAAAUUACAACUACAGUCCACAAGCCCAGCAAUCAAAUCAAUUUCAGUUUCAAACGUUGUCAAAUCAGGGUACAAAUUACAAUUAUCCAGUUGAAUCACGCUCACAAAGUGUUCCACCUCAUUGUACAAAUACAAACAUGUUCAACAACAGUUAUUCAAGCUAUUCGUCUGCUUGCAGUUCAAUGGCACCAACGCCUGUGCCUUCCGAUUACCAGGAGUUUUCUGAUUCUAAUAUUUUGGAUAUUUUUAAUGGUGAACAAGCACCUUCAUCUAACAUAAAGUUGGAAGCCAACGACAAUGUCAUUGAUAUGCUCGAUAAUGAAAUUUUAAAUCAAACCACAGACAACAUUCAAGUUAUGCGUCAAAAUUUUGUAAAUAGUCGUUCUGUUCCCAACACACCAUUACCUUUUAAUACAAAUUAUAACAAUAAUAACAUCAAUUCAUUUUGUCCCGUUGGAAAAUCUGUACCAACAACUCCAAUUAGUGCAAAUAAUGGAAAUCCCUUCCGAUAUAGUCCGGAACUGCAACGCACAAGAGAUUUUCUCAUUAAUGGUUUCAAUAAUCAUAACAAUAAUAACAACAACGGCAUUUUGAACAACAAUACUAAUAAAAUAUCUAAGAACGAAAGCAUGUCGAGCGAUAUUGAUGAAUUAUCAAACUUAGACACAACGUUAUUGAAUAACUUGUGAAGUGUCUGCUGGCUUAUUAAAUAUAUUAACUCAAAAGAAGAAGGAAAAAGCAAAUCAAAUGACCUCUGUACAAAUUUUUCGAUUCGUUUGAGAUUUCCAAAGUCGAUGCUAAAUUAAAAUCUUUUUUUUUUUGGCAAUUUAUAAUUCACAGCAUCAUAAAAAGUUUUUAUUUUUAAAAGAUAAUAAUAAUGAAGAUUUAAUCUUAUUUUCUUUGUGGCUUCAUCAAUUUCAACAAGUGUUGCGCCACUUAAAAAAAAGACACAUUAAAAGGAAUGAAUCAAGAUAAAAUAUUGAAGAUGUAUGUUAAAUUUAUUCAAUGUGGAUAUCGUUUCAACUGUUUAUUUAUAAAUGGAAACAAAAAGAAGAAAAGAACGUCAAAGAAAAAAUAAUUUUUUUGGAUAAACUUUGUCUAAUUGUAAAUCAAGAGCAGAUCUUACUAACCAAUUUUAUUCUUUGUUGAAAUGUGUGUGCAUGUUCGUUUGAAGCUUAUCUAAAGUAAAAACAAAACAAAAUGCUUAUUUAAAUGAUAACAAAAAAUGUUUAUGUUUAUGUCUUUUUGGUUCAAUUUCAAAGCUGAGAGAAGAAGAAGAAACAUUUGGUUGUUUGUGUAGCGAUAAGGAAUCAAAUUAAUCCAUCAUUUGAUUAUUAACUUUUAAUUUGAACUUGACUUUCAAAAGUUUUUCACUUUGUUUCUCUUUCAAAAUUUAGAAAUAAUCUUGGAAAUCCUCAUUGAAGCAUCAAAAAGCAGAAAUAAUUGCAUUAAGAAAGAGCUUUGAGAAAUCACAAGAUGAAAAUAAUUUUUACGUGUGCCUGAUUCUGUGAUACACAUAAACAAAAUUAAGAAAUUUAUGAAGAAGAAAAAGAACCAGUUUUUUAAAAGUUUUACUCCUUUAUUUCUGAUAAAAUUUUGAGCUUCUUAGGCAGUUUAAAUUGUUGAUUUUAUUUUGUUUUCAUUUUGUUUCUUAUAUAAAGAUAUAUCUGUAUUUGGUGUUAAAACUAUAAUGAUGACAUUUCUAACAAGUGGUGUUAGAAAUCGAUUCUGAUACUUAUUAUUGUUAAUCAGGUUAUUGUAUAGAAAAUCGCAGUGAAACAUAUUUGAUGAUAAGCAAGAGAAGCCUUGGAUAAAGCUGCGAAAUUUCCUAUGAAACUUGAAUCAAUUAUCAAAAUUCCAAAACGAGAUCAUAAAAUUAUUUUUUCAAAAUUUUCUUAUCUUAUCAUAAUUUUCUACAUUUACAUGAAUAUGUUCAAUAUUUGAUGAAGGAACAUAAGUAACCAAGAAAUAAAAAUAAAAAUUAUACAAAAUAUAUUUUGGAUAUAUAUAAAGUUAUAUAAAAUCUUUAGCACCGAAUUGUUAAGUGUGUAAAUGUGCCUAAAAAUCAUAAAACCAAGUGGUUAUUUUUGAAGAUGUUAAUUAAAACUCAAAGAGCGAUCUUUUUUCCAAAUUCUAUUUUUAAAAACUGAUAAUGUUAAUCAAUAAGAAGAAAUAAGAGAAAAUAUGAAUUCAACGUUUGCCUAAGAUAAUAAAUGAUAAUGAGUUAAUGUAAAUAUUUAUAAAUGGAUAUUUUUGAUUGUUUAAUGGAUGAGAGAACCAAUGCGGAAGAACAGUUGCAAGAUGUGAAGAAUUAGAAGAUUUAGGGGGAGUUUAAAAAAAACUUUAAUUUCUCUUCUUCAUCCAUUUUCAGUCAGCCAAUCUUGAUUUUCAUCCUUGCAAUGCUUUACAAAAGUGAAAAUUAAAAGUUGAAUUUCCUCAAGCAUUCAUUAAAUCAAACUCCCCUCAAUUUUCUUAAAUAUUUGUGAUUCGUUUGAUGUUCAAAACGCAAAAAUGAAGUAAUGAUUUAAUCAAAUUUAUAUUAAUAAAGAG